Messenger RNA from Drosophila sechellia, 3265 nucleotides. RefSeq lists its product as uncharacterized. The transcript has a single exon. Gene Ontology annotation, cellular component: cytoplasm; nucleus. Bases 83 to 2836 code for a protein of 917 amino acids. Gene Ontology annotation, molecular function: SUMO-specific endopeptidase activity. The record is from RefSeq and is a predicted model, not a curated record. Gene Ontology annotation, biological process: proteolysis; protein desumoylation. Lineage: Eukaryota; Metazoa; Arthropoda; Insecta; Diptera; Drosophilidae.
AACUUCAGUUUCAGAUGAGCCCAUAACGUUCAUAACAUUCAUAACGUUAGCGUACAUAUGUUGUGUUGAAUAGGCUGCGAAAAUGGUAAGUCGAAUCGCCCAUAACGACUUCAUUAUAGUCUCCCGUCAAUUGCUGAUCAAUCGAGCCGACACGGAUAAGGACAAACGGAGUGCCAAGAUGCUCAUUAUCUACAGCACUGGAAAGCAGCACAUCGUCACCUUCAAGCUGCCCAUCCAUGCGUUUACAGUGCAAAAGCUGUUUCUCAAGAUGAACCUUCAUAUGGAGGAUACCAUCACGAUUGAUUGCAUGGAGAAUGCCGGUGGUAUUAUCCAUUUGGUGGUCUCUGUGGGAUUCGCCAUCGGUGAUACCAUUGCCGAUACGAUUGCCAAGGCGGAGGAGUUCUACAAGAAGGUGCAUCAGUCCAGGUCGUCCGCUGAUGCCGCUCCUCGCAACGCGGUGCCCGUUGAAGAGCCACCAUCUCUUCCGGUUGUCAAGCCAUCGGUGGUCUCUGUGGGCUUCGCCAUCGGUGAUACCAUUGCCGAUACGAUUGCCCAUGCGGAGGAGUUCAACAAGAAGGUGCAUCAGUCAAAGGCGUCUGCUGGUGCCGCUCUUCCCAACGCGGUGCCCGUAGAAGUGCCACCAUCUCGUGCGGUUGUCAAGCCAUCGGAGACUUCGGUGGCCAACAAUGGUUGCCAGCCAGCUGCAACCAAAGGCAAGAAGCACAAGAAAAGACAUUGCGCUCCGGGAGACCCCAAUGCUGACAAACCGAUAUCGUCGGCGAAUCAAGACGUCAAUACUUCCAAGACCAAGAAACAUAAGAAGGGCCAUUCUACAAAGGACAGGAAUGGUUAUCAACUUGCUGGUGCUCAAGACAACCCAGGUUCAUCUGGCAAUAAACAGGGAAAUCAAACCCCUACGGGUAACACCUCAAAUUCUCCAAAGAAGAGUAGUACUGCCCAAGUGAUAUCGUCGGUGGAUCAAGACGACAAUACUCCCAAGACCAAGAAACAGAAGAAGUGUCAUUCUGCAGAGGACAGCAAUGGUUAUCAAGUUGCUGGUGCUCAAGACAACCCAGGUUCAUCUGGCAAUAAACAGGGAAAUCAAACCCCUACGGGUAACACCUCAAAUUCUCCAAAGAAGAGUAGUACUGCCCAAGUGAUAUCGUCGGUGGAUCAAGACGACAAUACUCCCAAGACCAAGAAACAGAAGAAGUGUCAUUCUGCAGAGGACAGCAAUGGUUAUCAAGUUGCUGGUGCUCAAGAUAACCCAGGUUCAUCUGGCAAUAAACAGGGAAAUCAAACCCCUACGGGUAACACCUCAAAUUCUCCAAAGAAGAGUAGUACUGCCCAAGUGAUAUCGUCGGUGGAUCAAGACGACAAUACUCCCAAGACCAAGAAACAGAAGAAGUGUCAUUCUGCAGAGGACAGCAAUGGUUAUCAAGUUGCUGGUGCUCAAGACAACCCAGGUUCAUCUGGCAAUAAACAGGGAAAUCAAACCCCUACGGGUAACACCUCAAAUUCUCCAAAGAAGAGCAAUGGUCUCCAGGGCGUGCAACCAGCUGGAGAUGCUCUCGCAAGCUCCCAGUCAAUCCAGUCGAAGGACCAAGUCGCACAUGCCACUGUUAGCAAGAAAUCGGAAGAGACAGCUGGAGGAUCUCAAUCGCGGGUGCAACCGAAUGUUGCAUCCAUACCGGCACCAGCCGAGAAAGCAACUAGGGACACUAUACCCACACCUGCAGAACGCGCAGAGAAGAGUCGCCUGCGCCGGAACAGCAACUGGAUAAUAAGCAGGGACUUUGACGAUGAAGUCAUUGUGCUGUUGAGCAGCGAGGAUGAGGAGACCACCGCCGCCGACAAUGGCCAAACAGAGGGAAGACUCUUCGUCGACGAGAAUCCAACGCUUUUCACAUAUCCGCCCACCGGAACCGGUGGCCUGAGCAUCACCAUUAAGGACUAUAUGCGUCUCAAGGAAGGCUCAUUUCUGAACGACAUAAUCAUUGAUUUUUAUCUGCGCUGGCUAAAGAAUAACAUCAUACCAGAGGGUCAGCGCGAUAGGACGCACAUCUUUAGCACAUUUUUCCACAUGAGAUUGACCACAGAGACGAGUCCCAACAACACGAAGGAGCCGGUGGCCAAGAGGCGUCACGAAAGGGUAAAGAAGUGGACACGAACCGUGAAUAUAUUCGAGAAGGAUUUCAUCAUAAUACCAUUCAACGAGAACUCCCAUUGGAUACUGGCCAUCAUAUGUUUUCCAAACCUGAAGACCUCCGUGGUUAACCAUGAUGUACAGACACCCGGCGAAGACAUUCCAAUCAAACAGCCAUUGAUUCUCAUCUUCGAUUCGUUGGAGAGCAACUCACGCUAUCGACAUAUUGCCAUAUUGCAUGAUUACCUCAACUUCGAGUACAAGGCAAAGUAUCCGAAAGAGCGGGCCCGCAUCUUCAACUGGGAUAAUAUGCCCGGUCUCAUUGUGGAGGUGCCGCAGCAGGAGAAUCUCACCGAUUGCGGCCUCUAUCUGCUGCAGUAUGCGGAGCAAUUCUUCACAAAACCCAUCGUUAACUAUAAGCUGCCCAUUAGGGAGCUGAUCGAUUGGUUUGACCUGCUCACAGUAACCAAGAAGCGCGAGGAUAUCGCCAAUCUCAUCCAGAAGCUGAUGAAUGAAGGCAAUCAGCAGGGCAUAACUUUGCCCGUCAUAAAGUUUCCCACACUGAAUGGCAUAAUGGUGAUGGAUGUGGAUGACGAAAAGGAAUGUGACACGGAGGAAGAGAACCAAACUAUAAACCAAUAUAGUUUUGAAACCAGAACACCGCCGAAAAGAAGGCAUACACUCAAGUAAACCACUUGUGAAGUGGCUGCUUCGGAAAAUUAUAUUUUCACACAGAAGAACUGAAGACGGCGACAACGCAAUGCACACACGUUUGGAACACUAUGUGGAGCAAGUGACACGGAGGUGGGUUCACCAGAAUUAUACGUUUUUUCCCCAAAAUCAAGAACACUUUCACACACACACAAGUCACCAAAAAGAGCAGUGCGGCCAACAAGACGAUAAAGAUGCUACCUACCAGAGAGAGAGAAAGAGAGACACAGAUCAGGAUCACAGGAUGAGCAGGAUAAGCAGCAUGAGCAGGAUAAGCAGGAGCUGGAUGCCAGGAGGUGGAGAAUGGCCAAACAUCAAGAAAAAUUCUAAAUUUAGAGUCACCAAAUUAAUAGAAAAUAUUUUUUUUUGUAAAUAGCAAAAUAAACGGUCCAUAGGACCAAUAAAAAU